This is a messenger RNA of Cylicocyclus nassatus, 1094 nucleotides long. The record is from the annotation of a GenBank genome assembly. NCBI's taxonomy places the organism in Eukaryota, Metazoa, Nematoda, Chromadorea, Rhabditida, Strongylidae.
CCACGCACUGCACUGAAACGCACAGCAGCAAAGAUGUGUCCCGGUUGCCCUUGCUGCUCCCGCGAGGCUGCUUUAGCCAAAGGCAGCCGAAGUACGACAACGAUAGCUACUGGUCUGACAGCGAUUACAGCGAUUGGUACAGUUUUUUCUGGGAUUACCAUACUUUACCUAUUCAACGACAUCGACAAUUUUUAUGAAGAAGCGAUUGGCGAGCUCUCGGAUUUCAAUAAUUACGCCAACUCUGCGUGGCAGGAUAUGCGCCCAACGCCACAAGAGGCGAGAGAAAGAAGAGCCAUUGUAUUUCGUGAUGUGAUCGGAGUAUCCCGUCCCCGUCGUCAGUGGCCAGCACAUUGCAACUGUGGGCCUCCUGCCCUAAACUGCCCACAAGGACCACCAGGACCUCCUGGAGCUCCUGGACCUGAUGGGGAACCUGGUAAAGCAGGCUUACCUGGUAAAAGAGGAAAUGAUGGAAUCAAAAUUAGUAUGGGAGGUGGAGCUGGUGGAUGCAUCAAAUGCCCUCCUGGACCACCCGGCCCACCAGGACCGGAUGGACGUCCAGGCCCGCCUGGACCUCCUGGACCCCCAGGAACUCCAGGAAGAGCGGGUGGACAAGGGCCCCCUGGACCUCCUGGACCUGCAGGAGAUCCUGGACCGGGAGGACCGCCAGGACCAGCUGGUCCACCAGGACAACCAGGCAGGGAUGGACAGCGCGUCAAGGGUACACCUGGUCCUGCUGGACCUGCAGGACCUAUGGGUCCUCCUGGACCUCCGGGACCGCCUGGCGUAGGUGGGCCUGCUCUUCCAGGCCCUCCAGGACCGCCAGGACCUGCAGGAAGGCCUGGCCCUCCCGGACCACCAGGGCCCAAGGGAAGUCCGGGAGUUGCUGGCGCACCAGGAAAAGACGGCAUAUAUUGUCCAUGCCCACCAAGAACAUCCACAUACGCGCGACCAGUGCGCCGUUUUAUAAUAGCAAAUUAAGUGUCACUGGCAGAUAAGCAUGCUAUGUUGUAGACUAUAAACUGGAUUCCAUUUUACUUUAUGACCUCUUUAUGCUGAAUACAGUUUGAUACCGUCAAUAAACGUUAAGAGAUAAU